UUGUCAUUUCGAGUUUGCCACAUGUGAAAUUGCAUCAGCGCGUUAAAAUCAUUUUUUCGUGGUAAAAAGACUUGAAAGGAGCGCCAAGAUGACGUUAUCGUGCCGAUUUUAUAAACAAAAGUUCCCUGAGGUGGAGGAUGUGGUGAUGGUGAAUGUCCGGUCGAUAGCCGAGAUGGGAGCGUACGUAUACCUGCUGGAGUAUAACAAUAUUGAGGGCAUGAUCCUGCUCUCCGAGCUGUCUCGCCGGCGCAUCCGUUCCAUCAACAAACUGAUUCGCGUCGGUAAAACGGAACCGGUAAUUGUCAUCCGUGUGGACAAAAACAAAGGCUACAUUGAUUUGUCCAAGCGCCGUGUGUCGCCUGAGGAUGUAGAGAAGUGCACGGAACGGUUCGCGAAGGCGAAGGCGGUCAACUCGAUCUUGCGCCACGUAGCCGAACUGAUGGAGUUCGACAACCAGCAGCUGGAAGAUCUGUACGAGAAGACAGCAUGGCAUUUCGAGGAAAAGCACAAUCACAAAGUGACCGCCUACGAUGUAUUCAAGCAGUGUGCCGUUGAUCCUUCGCUAUUGGAUGAAUGUGGCUUGGCGCCGGAGCUGAAAGAGUUGCUGCUCAGUAAUAUCCAGCGGAAACUGGUGUCGCAGGCGGUGAAAAUCCGUGCGGAUAUUGAGUGCGCCUGCUACGGCUAUGAAGGUAUCGAUGCAGUUAAAACGGCUCUCCGCGCCGGUCUCGAAUUGUCUACGGAAGAGCUGCCCAUCAAGAUCAACCUCAUUGCCCCACCAUUGUAUGUUAUGACCACGUCCACGCCAGAAAAAGCUGACGGUCUGAAAGCUCUCGAGACGGCCAUCGAAAAGAUCAAGGAGACGAUCGAAGGACUCGGCGGUGUAUUCAAGGUGCAGAUGGCCCCGAAGGUCGUGACUGCGACGGACGAAGCCGAUCUGGCGCGGAAGAUGGAGCGAGCCGAGGCGGAGAACGCCGAGGUAUCGGGCGACGAGGAGGAUGACGACGAGGUUGGCAUCAAGUAUAAGAUGGACGAGGAUGAAGGCAAUGACAAAGAAGAUAAGGACAUCGAGUUCGAGGGCAGCGGUGACGAGGAGGAUGACAAACAGGAGGAAUAAUAACCUAAGAUUCGAUAUGAGCGUUGCGCUGGAUAAUAUUGGCGGGAGACGGAGGAUUUUCAAAACCCGCCUGGUGUGGAAAAGUGCACGUCGGAAAGCACGGCACGUCUUACUCCAGUUGUGCUUAGUUUCCUACCUUACUAUAAAAAUUCGUAUUAAAUGGCGGAAAUUGAAACAUUCUAAGAUCGAUCAUUUAUUUUUUAUCCAUCCACUUUUCUUUUCAAGU
Molecule: messenger RNA, 1340 nt
Organism: Anopheles coustani
Lineage: Eukaryota; Metazoa; Arthropoda; Insecta; Diptera; Culicidae
Gene: eIF2alpha
Product: eukaryotic translation initiation factor 2 subunit 1
Exons: 4
Coding region: 89-1114 (341 amino acids)
Cellular component (GO): multi-eIF complex; eukaryotic translation initiation factor 2 complex; eukaryotic translation initiation factor 2B complex
Molecular function (GO): ribosome binding; translation initiation factor activity; RNA binding
Source: RefSeq, a predicted model, not a curated record